This is a messenger RNA of Aethalodelphis obliquidens (Pacific white-sided dolphin), 720 nucleotides long. RefSeq names its product catsper channel auxiliary subunit eta (gene CATSPERH). The transcript has 4 exons. Bases 293 to 643 code for a protein of 116 amino acids. The record is from RefSeq and is a predicted model, not a curated record. NCBI's taxonomy places the organism in Eukaryota, Metazoa, Chordata, Mammalia, Artiodactyla, Delphinidae.
CCAGAGCCCUGGGUUCCCCCAGCUUUGCAGGAAGGAUUUUGUGGAACUGGUCGAGUCGCUGUCCUCCCAGAAGGAGGACGAGUCGUGGCUUCCAACCCUGCACCCCCGCAGACAGGGGCUGCGGAAUAUGUCCCUAGAUGCAGUGGACGGAGCGCGGGCCGUGGAGCCAGAGAGGAAUCCUACGGCUAUUCCAGACUGUGCGCUCCAGAACCGGAGGGGUCGGCUGCUCCUCCUGGGCAGUGUCCGCUUGCUCAAGCUGUACCAGCUGCCUUGAGUCUGUGCUGCCGCCAGGAUGCGGUGGCGGGACCGCGUGGCCGUGCUCUUCUUCCCACAAGGCAUGAUUCUCACCAUGGCUGCUCUGAUGCUCUUCUUCGUACACCUGACCGUCUUCGCCAGUGACGUGCACAACUUCUGUAUCACCCACCACUAUGACCGCAUGAGCUUCCGCUACACAGUUGUCCUGAUGUUCUCCCAGGUGAUCGGCAUCUGCUGGGCCGCCAUGGGGUCACUCUACGCUGAGAUGACACAUGACAAGUUUCGUCGAUGCUUUUCCCUGACCGUCCUGAUGCUCAACGGAGCCAUGUUCUUCAACCGCCUGUCCCUGGAGUUUCUGGCCAUAGAGUACCGGGAAGAGUACCACUGAGGCUUGGGGCCCAGGCUGAGAAGGGGGAAGGAAAAGGCUGCUUCGGGUGUUUUAAUAAAGUCUGUAAUUUAUUUCCA